This is a messenger RNA of Jaculus jaculus (lesser Egyptian jerboa), 2939 nucleotides long. It is a transcript of the gene Atp6v0a4, whose product is annotated as ATPase H+ transporting V0 subunit a4. The coding region runs from base 174 to 2687 and encodes 837 amino acids. Gene Ontology annotation, cellular component: vacuolar proton-transporting V-type ATPase, V0 domain; vacuolar proton-transporting V-type ATPase complex; plasma membrane. The transcript is spliced from 21 exons. Lineage: Eukaryota; Metazoa; Chordata; Mammalia; Rodentia; Dipodidae. Gene Ontology annotation, molecular function: proton-transporting ATPase activity, rotational mechanism; ATPase binding. Gene Ontology annotation, biological process: proton transmembrane transport; vacuolar acidification. The record is from RefSeq and is a predicted model, not a curated record.
GGAGCCGGGAGAGGCGCUGUCACUUGGGCCCUGGGCCAGUCGCCGGCCACCAGCGACCCAGGCCGGCUGCUGCGGCUGCUGCGGGACGCCCCUUCCUCCGGGCGAUCUGGCACUGGCUCCCCCAUCCCCAACCAGCUUGCAGGACAGGACACUCAGGCUAAGGCUGGGCCAAGAUGGCAUCUGUGUUUCGAAGUGAGGAGAUGUGUUUAUCACAGCUGUUUCUCCAGGUGGAGGCUGCGUACUGCUGUGUGGCUGAGCUCGGAGAACUUGGGUUGGUUCAGUUCAAAGAUUUAAAUGCGAACGUGAACAGCUUCCAAAGGAAAUUUGUGAAUGAAGUCCGAAGGUGUGAGUCACUGGAACGAAUCCUCCGUUUUCUAGAAGAUGAGAUGCAAAAUGAGAUUACAGUGCAGUUGCCUGAGAAGGAGCCGGACACGCCCCUCCCUCGAGAAAUGAUCACCCUGGAGACUAUUCUAGAAAAAUUGGAAGGAGAGUUACAAGAAGCCAACCAGAACCAACAGGCUUUGAAGAAGAGCUUUCUAGAACUGACAGAACUAAAAUACCUCCUGAAGAAAACCCAGGACUUCUUUGAGACAGAAACCAACUUAGCUGAAGAUUUUUUUGUUGAAGAUACUUCUGGUCUGUUGGAGUUAAGAGCUAUCCCUGCAUUCAUGACUGGAAAGUUGGGGUUCACGGCUGGCGUGAUAAACCGGGAGAGGAUGGCUUCCUUUGAGAGGCUGCUGUGGCGAGUUUGCCGGGGAAAUGUCUACCUGAAGUUCAGUGAGAUGGACACGCUCCUGGAGGACCCCGUGACGAAAGAAGAAAUUAAGAAGAAUAUAUUCAUCAUCUUUUAUCAAGGAGAACAGCUCAGGCAGAAAAUCAAGAAAAUCUGCGACGGGUUUCGUGCCACCACCUACCCCUGCCCAGAGUCUGCGGCCGAGCGCAGAGAGAUGCUCAGUAGCAUCAACGUGAGGCUGGAGGACCUGAUCACUGUCAUAACCCAAACUGAGUCUCAUCGUCAGCGCCUGCUACAGGAAGCAGCUGCCAACUGGCAUUCCUGGGCCACCAAAGUGCAGAAGAUGAAGGCCAUCUACCAUGUCCUGAACAUGUGCAACAUUGACGUCACCCAGCAGUGCAUCAUUGCUGAGAUCUGGUUCCCAGUGGUAGACGCUGGGCGCAUCAAGAAGGCUUUAGAGCAAGGCAUGGAACUAAGUGGCUCGUCCAUGGUCCCCAUCAUGACAGAAGUGGAAUCUAAAUCUGAUCCUCCCACCUUUAACAGAACCAAUAAAUUCACCGCUGGCUUCCAGAACAUUGUUGACGCAUACGGUGUAGGCAGUUACCGGGAGAUAAACCCAGCACCCUAUACCAUCAUUACCUUCCCCUUCCUGUUCGCUGUGAUGUUCGGAGACUGCGGUCAUGGGAUGGUGAUGCUGCUGGCAGCCCUGUGGAUGGUUCUUAAUGAGCGGCACUUGCUGUCUCAGAAGAGCAGCAAUGAGAUCUGGAACACGUUCUUCCACGGCCGCUACCUGAUCCUGCUCAUGGGCGUCUUCUCCAUCUACACGGGGCUGAUCUACAACGACUGCUUCUCCAAGUCUUUGAACAUCUUUGGCUCUUCUUGGAGCGUCCAGCCCAUGUUCAGAAAUGGCACAUGGAAUGCUCACGUGAUGGAGAGGAAUCUUUAUUUACAGCUGGACCCAGCAAUGCCGGGAGUGUACUCUGGAAACCCCUACCCAUUCGGCAUUGAUCCGAUUUGGAACCUGGCUUCAAACAAACUCACAUUUUUGAACUCCUAUAAAAUGAAGAUGUCAGUUAUCCUGGGAAUUGUCCAGAUGGUUUUUGGUGUCAUUCUCAGCCUCUUCAAUCACAUACACUUCAGAAGGUCUCUCAACAUCAUUCUGCAGUUCGUUCCUGAGAUGAUCUUUAUGCUGUGCCUGUUUGGGUACCUGGUUUUCAUGAUCAUUUUCAAAUGGUGCCAAUAUGACGCCCACACAUCCCAGCACGCCCCCAGCAUCCUCAUCCAUUUCAUCAGCAUGUUCCUGUUCGACUAUGAUGACCCUUCCAACGCGCCCCUGUACAGGCGUCAGCAAGAAGUCCAAACUUUCUUCGUCAUUAUGGCGCUGAUCUCUGUGCCGUGGAUGCUCCUGAUUAAGCCAUUUAUUCUCAGAGCCAGGCACCGGCGAUCGCAGCUACAGUCGUUCACGAUCCAUGAAGAUGCCACUGAGGACAUUGAAGGCGGCCGUUCUAACAACUCUGGCCAGAAGGCUCCAGCGAGCGCCCACGGGACUCAGGAUGACCAUGAUGAGGAGUUCAACUUUGGAGACAUCUUUGUGCAUCAAGCCAUCCACACCAUUGAGUACUGCCUGGGCUGCAUCUCCAACACAGCCUCGUACCUACGGCUCUGGGCCCUCAGCUUGGCUCAUGCAGAACUGUCCGAAGUGCUCUGGACCAUGGUGAUGAACAUUGGCCUUCGCCAGCGGGGCUGGGGCGGUCUCAUUGCAGCCUUCAUCAUUUUCGCCAUCUUUGCCGUCCUGACAGUUGCCAUCCUUCUCAUCAUGGAAGGCCUGUCUGCCUUCCUGCACGCCUUGCGUCUGCACUGGGUGGAGUUCCAGAACAAAUUCUAUGUCGGGGCUGGGUACAAGUUCUCCCCCUUCUCCUUUAAGCACAUCCUGGAAGGGACAGCUGACGAAUAGCCUUGUCUGUGUCUCCUGCGCGCCUGUGGGUGCCGGCAGAAGACCUUCAUCUUGUGGCUGAUGUCAGCCCAAGCCAAGAGGUCAACGCAACUCUGGAUCUUGGCCACCCGAAGCCUAGAGCUGCGUAUUACUUGGUUAUGAGCCUUGGGAUUUGAUGUGACUUAACAACGUCAUUGAAGAGCUACUCUGGCUAAUCAUAUUGACUUCAAGUAUGACCUUAAUUAUCAUGUAAUAAAAUGAUUGGAAAAUGAA